Protopterus annectens (West African lungfish) is the source of this 1385-nucleotide messenger RNA. RefSeq names its product asparagine synthetase [glutamine-hydrolyzing]-like. Gene Ontology annotation, molecular function: asparagine synthase (glutamine-hydrolyzing) activity. The record is from RefSeq and is a predicted model, not a curated record. The coding region runs from base 1 to 1260 and encodes 419 amino acids. Lineage: Eukaryota; Metazoa; Chordata; Ceratodontiformes; Protopteridae. The transcript is spliced from 2 exons. Gene Ontology annotation, cellular component: cytosol.
AUGGAUAAAAUGGACUUAAAACUUGAUAACUUUAAAAAGGACUGUAAAAAACAAAUGGAAAUAAUUUGUGAAGGCCUACAACAUCAGAAAACUGAAAUCACAGCUAUUGAACAAUCUCUUAGUGAUAUGGAUAGCAGGUUGCAAGCAGAUGAAAAUAACACAGAAUGUUUACUAAAACAAAGCUCAUUUCUACAAUCCAAAGUGGAUGACAUAGAGAACUGGUCAUGCAGAAACAACAUUAGGAUUUUUGGUUUCCCUGACAACAUAGAAGGUAAUAAUUUGCCAAACUUCCUGACAACCUGGCUGCAAGAAGUCCUGGACUUGCCUGAAGCCUUAUCCUAUGGUAUUGAAAGGGCGCACAGAUCCUUAGCUUCAUCUAAAACAAGUAAAAACAAUUCUACUAAAUCUAUUGAAGAUAGCCCUGAUGUCCGUGCAGCACGCAAGGUGGCAAACUUUAUUGGUAGUGAGCACCAUGAAGUGACUUUUACUCCUGAGAAGGGUAUCAGCUGUUUAGAUGAGGUCAUACGUACCUUGGAAACUUAUGACAUCACAACAGUACGAGCAUCUGUAGGUAUGUAUUUGGUUUCCAGGUAUAUCAGGAAGACCACAGAUAGUGUAGUAAUUUUCUCCGGAGAAGGCUCAGAUGAACUGACUCAGGGAUACAUUUAUUUUCACAAGGCACCUUCCCCUUUAGAAGCUGCAGAAGAAAGUGAACGGCUUUUAAAGGAGCUAUACAUGUUUGAUGUUCUGCGUGCAGAUAGGACUACAGCAGCUCAUGGACUUGAAUUAAGAGUUCCUUUCUUGGAUCACCGUUUUACGACUUAUUACCUCUCCUUACCACCAGAGCAUAGAGUUCCCAAGAACGGAAUUGAAAAGUUCCUUUUGAGGGCUGCUUUUCAGGAUUCUAAACUGCUUCCAGAGGAAAUUCUGUGGAGACCAAAAGAGGCCUUCAGUGACGGUAUAACUUCAGUCAAAAAGUCAUGGUUUGCCUUACUGCAGGAAUAUGUUGAUUCUCAGGUGAAUAAUUCAGACCUAGAGAGAGCAGAAGAGAAAUUCCCUUUCAAUACGCCAAGUACAAAAGAUGCCUACUAUUACCGCCAGAUAUUUGAGAAACAUUUCCCAGGCCGAGCUGACUGGUUGAGUCAUUACUGGAUGCCUAAGUGGAUUAAGGCUACCGAUCCUUCAGCACGCACAUUGUCUCAUUACAAAACAGAAGAUGACAAGAAUGGAGCUGAAAAAGUACACCUGGACCGUUGUUAAAAAAAACCUGAAAAAUUAUGCCCGGACCAGUUUUAAAAAUAUACCAUUAAAAUAAAGCUGAAAAAAGUACAUGGACCAUUUUAAAGAAUGAACCAUUAAAAUAACAUGUCUUAAAAAAAAAAAAA